This is a messenger RNA of Racocetra persica, 154 nucleotides long. NCBI's taxonomy places the organism in Eukaryota, Fungi, Glomeromycota, Glomeromycetes, Diversisporales, Gigasporaceae. The record is from the annotation of a GenBank genome assembly.
AAAACUUAACCAAUUAAUUGACAAAUUUAACUUAGAAAAGGAUGAAAAUAAGCGACAGGACCUUUUAGAAAAAAUGGGAGCAAUACCAAUUGCCGAAACUAGAAAUCCGAAUCCCAAAAGGAUAGGAUUAAAGCGAGACAAAAAUAGGAAAUAA